GGCGGUUAAAGUGCACCAUAAAAGGCCACCAUAAAAUAUCAACUUUCAAAGAAAAACAGUGUCACCAAGUUCAGAUAUUUUUAUGAGCUUAUACUAUAUAUGUAAUUAUGAAAUGGUGUAAAAAUCACAUUUAAACCUAAUUUCCGACCUCUACGAUUGUACUACCAUUUCGAAAUUCUCUGGAAACAGCAAAAAUCUUGAUCAAACACAAAUGGAUGAAGUUGGGCUGACCACGGAAAAUGGAAUGAGAUUGGAAAUUCAUGAAACAGGGUCGGCCGGAAUCAUGGGUGGGAAUACGAACAGCACGGCAGACGGCGGUGCUGCGGCGGAGGCGGCCGCCGGAAAUUUAGGGUGGGAAAGGCUUUUGCGGAAACUGUCGAUGAGAGUGCUUUUGGUGGAAGCUGAUAAUUCAACCCGCCAGAUUAUUGGUGCCCUUUUAAGAAAAUGCAGCUUUAAAGUUGCAUCAGUUUCAGAUGGCUUAAAAGCGUGGGAAUUAAUAAAAGGAAGACCUCACAAAAUAGACCUCAUUUUGAGCGAAGUUGAAUUACCUUCAAUCUCUGGAUACGCCCUUCUUACCUUAAUUAUGGAACACGAUAUAUGCAAAAAUAUCCCAGUAAUAAUGAUGUCAUCACAUGACUCCAUAAGUACUGUCUACAAAUGCAUGUUGAGAGGUUCAGCCGAUUUUCUAGUCAAGCCGAUAAGAAGAAACGAGCUGAGUAACUUGUGGCAUCACGUUUGGAGAAAACAACACUUGAGUGCUUCUGGCUCAGUUCAAAAAGUCGAGGCCACAGCUGAGAAUAAUGGUGUUAGUAAUCGUUCAAAUGAUAGUACGGCUUGCCUUGAGAAAAAUCUUGAGUGCAUUGAAAGAGUAAGUGAUGCUCAGAGCUCAUGCGCGAAACCGGAGUUGGAAACCGAAAGACCUGAUAACGAUUUACCAGUUAAUGUUGGUUUUUCCUGUUUCAAGACUGAUAAUGCUGACCAGAAAUCAUCUAGAGAAGCCAUUGACUUAAUAGGAGUUUUUGAUAAGUUAGAAGAACUGCCACCAUUGGAUCUUUCUUUGAGGAGAUCUCAUCCGAGUUGCUCGGUUAAUCAAGGCUAUGAUGAGACACCUAGGUUAAAGCACUCUGAUGCAUCGGCUUUUUCUCGUUCAAUGUCAUUGUUUAUUUCGAUUAUUAAGCAAGUAUCAUACAUAAACAGAACAGUUCAGCCUAGAAACUCGAUAUUCACAAGCAGCUGUAAUGAGCAGAAAGAGCAUAAAGGAGAAAUAUCUCCACCAAUCCCAGUUAAAGGCAUAAGAAUCAGAAACAUUAUAAACAAUGGGAUUGUUAUGUCUCAAUCCAGCCUGCAUAAUCCAGCCAAGGCAAGCAAUUUACAGUUUUGCCCUCAGCUGCAGCAUUUCUAUUCGCCCAAGGAAAAAUUUCUUAGCAAUUUUAAUGAGAGCAACUUAAAUAUGAAUGAUGGACUUGUUUGGGAGGGUGUCCCUUGUCAGUCCAUGCAAAGACAAGCGGCUUUGAAAAAAUUCAGACAAAAGAGGAAAGAUAGAUGUUUUGAAAAGAAGGUACGCUAUGAAAGCAGAAAAAAACUGGCAGAGCAACGUCCACGUGUCAAAGGGCAAUUCGUCCGCCAAGCAACUGAUAAUCCACAUCAUGUGGUGCAUCAAAAUUAAUGGUCGGUUUAGGUUUUCGUUGCUGCCUAACCUUGUGCCCUUUAUCCAGGAAGUCUCACCAAGUAUCAUAGUGUUUUGGCAUAUUUAUAUUAUUAUUUUUUGAAUUUUGAUUUAUGGUAUUCACGAUAUUUAGUUAUUUACACGGAGGCUGCAGCUUGGGUUCUCCUAUAAGUAUUGUCCCAUUUUUUAGCUUAACAAUCAAUAUUGUUUAUUUUAGACUGUGUAUUUUAUUUUUAAUGUGUUUAUUUAUUAUUAUUUGUUUUGAGAACGUUUAUUGUGGAGAUUUUGGCCUCUUACC
Messenger RNA from Striga asiatica, 1964 nucleotides. The record is from the annotation of a GenBank genome assembly. Lineage: Eukaryota; Viridiplantae; Streptophyta; Magnoliopsida; Lamiales; Orobanchaceae.